AUGGCUGCUAGAUUCACCACUGCUAGGACUGCUCCUCUAGGAGCAAGGACGUCUGCUCCACGAACCUUGACUAACGGGUUCCAGUCACGACCCUACAACAGCCAGGGCUAUCUGCAAAACGGCGGCAGCAGCUUGCCACCCGGCGCCGCCCCCCUCCUACCGAACCAAGGAAGAGUUAUUCAGACAGGCCCUAUUCGAGUUCUUUGCAUUGCUGAUGUUCGAGGAAAUCUGAGAUCCUUGAACGAACUCGCAAAGCAGGCUCGCGCCGAUCACAUCAUCCACACGGGUGAUUUCGGUUUUUAUGACGACACGUCGCUAGAACGUAUUGCCGAAAAGACCCUCAAGCAUGUCGCUCAAUAUUCUCCCCUGAUCCCCGAUCCUGUUAAGAAGGCAAUCCAACAAGGCGGAAAUGGGCCUGUCAAGACCCGGUUCCCACCCAGCGACCUCCCGCUUUCCGAGCUUCCCCUUCUGCUCAGCGGAGAGGUGAAGCUAGAUGUCCCCGUCUAUACCGUUUGGGGUGCUUGCGAAGACGUUCGAGUGUUGGAAAAGUUUCGGUCCUCCGAGUACAAGGUUCCCAACUUACAUAUCAUUGAUGAAGCUCGCUCCAUGCUUCUCGAGAUCGGUGGUGUCAAGCUCAGACUGCUGGGUCUUGGUGGUGCUGUUGUCAUGCACAAGUUAUUUGACAACGGUGAAGGCCGAACCACCAUUGCCGGUGGCCAAGGCACUAUGUGGACGACGCUGUUACAGAUGGGAGAGCUUGUUGAUACGGCACAUCGAGUCUACGAUCCUACCGAAACCCGAAUUUUUAUCACGCAUGCCUCCCCUGCCAGAGAGGGCAUAUUGAAUCAGCUCUCUGUUGCUCUGAAGGCCGAUUUUUCCGUUUCCGCUGGACUGCACUUCCGAUAUGGAAGCUCGUACAACGAAUUCAGCGUAAAUCCAACUUUGGAUCACUACCGCGGAAAACUGGCUGCAUCCAAGGCCUCCUUCAACGAUGUCUGGGAGACUGUGAAAGGUGAGGUCGAGCCAGCCAUUGCGCAGAAUGAAGCGCAGCAGAAUCUGCUCAAGAACGCGCUACAAAUUGUCGAAAAGAUGCCCACUACUGCCGCCGGUGGUAAUCCUUUUGGCGGUCCGGUGACCGGUCAGGCUGCUUUGGGCCAGGUUGAUGAGAGUGCCUUCAAGAAUAUGUGGAAUUUCAACCUUGCUGAUGCUGCAUUUGGCUAUCUAGUCUUGGAAAUUCAGGAUGGACGCAUUGGAACGGAAAUGCGCGCCCAGGGCUUCAACUUUUCCCAUCGUGGUGCCAAGCAGCAGCCAGGAGCUGCUCCCCCUACUACUGCUGCCAGCGCUCCGCCCCCCUCUGUCUCUACUGCUGCUCCUACUGUUAGCACUCCUGCUCCUCCUGUUGCUGCUGCACAACCCGCGGCCCCAGCCAGUAGACAGCCAUCAUCAACACAGCAGCCAAGGAGUGCUUCGGCAACCACUCCGGCGCCUGGCCCAGCCAAGCCUGCCACUCCUCAGCCCAGCCAGACAUCUAACAAGUCUGGCGGCAGCAAGGACAAUGAAAAGACUUCAGCCGCCCCAAAUGGAUCUGCCAACGGCCCCGAGCCCACUUCCUCUCCCGCUCCCAAGACUCUUGCUUCUGACAUCAUUGGCCUAUUCAUCAUGAACGUGAGCAGCGAGGACCAGUGCCGCGACCUAUUUGACGAGGCCGAUAAGGGCAAGAUUGUCAAGAUUGAGAAAUGGGGCAACCAGAACAAGGUUGUCCAAUUCAAGACUACCGAAGACCGAGAUGCUGCCAUGGCUCGAUUGCCUGAGGAGAUCAAGACACGCACUCAAGAAGACCGGACCCGGCCCCUUGUAAAGAUCUUCCAACACAGAGAAGGGAAGACGUUUAGUAACCGCGGUGGCGCCGGAACCUGGGGCGCCAAUGCGCGUGGAGGCGCUACAGCCAGCGGAUAUCGAAGCGCAGGCGGCAACAGCGACUCGGAGAGCAACCGACGCGGCGGACGAGGUGGCCGGGGCGGACGGGGAAGUGAUCGAGGACGUGGUGGACGUGGUCGCGGUGGCAUGAAGGGCGAAGGUGGUGCCUCAUCCCCAGCGGCGACCCCGUCAACGCCAGCGGAAUGA
Metarhizium brunneum ARSEF 3297 is the source of this 2124-nucleotide messenger RNA. RefSeq lists its product as uncharacterized. NCBI's taxonomy places the organism in Eukaryota, Fungi, Ascomycota, Sordariomycetes, Hypocreales, Clavicipitaceae. The record is from RefSeq and is a predicted model, not a curated record.